GAUGAAGAAAACAUACAUACAGUUUCUCUUCCUUCUUCCCUAUCCCUGGUUAAUUAAUUCCUCACCCUAGAAUCCGCCGCCCGCCGCAACGGUGCUUCAAUUUCUCAAAACCUCUCUCAGAUCCCACGCCGGACCACCACCCACCCGAAUAACUCCAACCCUUCUUUCUCAGAAAUCCAACAACGCUGAACGCUCUACCACCCCUUAAUUGAAGGCGAUCUGCGUCUGCCUGCGAUGAAAAUUCUUUUUCUCUGUUUCUUCCUCGCUGGCCGCGUAAUCAAAGGGACUUUCUGCGUCUCUUGAUUUCUCUUUCUCCCUUUCUUCCAUUGAAGUUUGCCACAGCUAUAAUCAUUCACGGGAAACGCAGGCCACUCACCCUCCCCUCCCCGUCAACCCAAUCGCGCUUCUGCGUUUCACGCCGUCGUUUUAGGUCCUUUUCACUCUUAAUUAAUUCUCCUAUUUUUAUUCUCUACACCCCCAAUUCCAAUUUACACCCAGAGCCUCUCUCUCUCUCUCUCCCCGACUCAAGCUUCUCCAGGUCACCUCUAGGUUACCCACAAUCUUAUAUAGGAUGCCUGUAGAAGAAUGGACACCUCUAGGUUACCCACAAUCUGUAAAGGUCGCAAAACCUCAUUGGAAUAAUCAUCCAGAAUGGACGACGACAUUCCUUGAAGUCAUAUACCACGACACGUUGAACGGCAUUCUGACAGGUCAAGCACCUGGCGGUGCAGGAUAUAAUCGUGUUGCCAAGGUACUUUGGAAGAAGUACAACGAAUACUUCACUCAGAAAAUGCUCAAGAACAGAUGGGAUGUCUUGAGAAAGCUAUGGCUAUUGUAUCAAGAUUGUAUUAACUCAUCUGGAACAACUUGGGAUCCAAAGCAGAAGAUGAUUGUUGCAAAGGACGAAUGGUGGCAAGAUAAAAUUGGAGAAAGACCAGGCGCGGCAAAGUUCCGAGGAAAGUCGUUGCCAAACCUAGCUCUUAUGGAGUCGGUAUUCGGGGGUCGAACAGGGUCGGGUUUGAAUCUCGUGAACCACAACGGUGGUGCUCAAAGUCACGGCGAUCAAAACGAAGGGAAAGGUAGCAACAACGGGAAAGAGCAACAAGACGACGAUCAAAGGGAAGUUGAAGGCCCUCAGACACUAGUCGUGAUAACUCAAGGCAUCGACAACGAACACGAAGUUGGAAAAAAGUCUUGUGCUGCUGCGUCGGCAUCAAGAUCUGGGAAAAGAAAAAUUGAAUCUUUAUUCGGAGGAGGGACUAGGGAAAUAACACCGGAGUUUAAGAGAAACAAACAAUCUUUACAAAUAGUCAAUAUUAAUAACUCCACAUUUAGGGAAAUAAGUGGAUGGGUUAAUAAUAAUAAGUGUGAGGCGAACCAGUUAUCUCAAGUUAUGCAAUCGUUGAAGGUCGACUUGAAAUGGAGCACGUCGCACCCUGAUUGGUUAACUAUUGUGACUAUGUUUGUUGAGAACCACGCAUUGUUAGAAGGUUAUUUGUGGUUAGAUGACAAUCCUUCACGUUAUGCGUUUGUUAGCCGACAGAUUAAGCGGUGGCGGGCAGCCAACCCAGGAACAUUUGAUGAUACCCCGGUUGUGUCUGGUCCAUCAAUGAGUUCUUGAGGUAAAAAUUAUAUGAUUCUAGGUUGUGUUUUCGAUUGUAAGUAUGAAAAAUUAUGCAUGUUAUUAUUAAUAUUAAUUAUCUCAAUGUUUAACUUGAACACUUGUCAUUUUUUAGUAUAAUGGUUAGAAGAGGAAGCUUUUAGGGGCUUAAAAUGGUCUUCUUCUUCCUCUUGUUAUAUUGUAGCUGAUGCUGAUCUGACCUAUAUAUAUAUAUAUAUGCAGUUUUUUUUUCUCUGUAUAUGAUAUGUUAUUGGUGGUGUA
Molecule: messenger RNA, 1882 nt
Organism: Impatiens glandulifera
Lineage: Eukaryota; Viridiplantae; Streptophyta; Magnoliopsida; Ericales; Balsaminaceae
Exons: 2
Coding region: 572-1621 (349 amino acids)
Source: RefSeq, a predicted model, not a curated record